Molecule: messenger RNA, 1743 nt
Organism: Naegleria lovaniensis
Lineage: Eukaryota; Heterolobosea; Eutetramitea; Acrasida; Naegleriidae
Exons: 2
Coding region: 1-1743 (580 amino acids)
Biological process (GO): protein folding; cilium assembly; intracellular transport
Cellular component (GO): cytoplasm; nucleus; kinociliary basal body
Molecular function (GO): ATP binding
Source: RefSeq, a predicted model, not a curated record
AUGAAGUUGUUGUAUGACUUGAGAAGAUUGUUUUCCGAUUGUUGUGGACCACAUGGAAAAAUUAUUCUCGUCGGAAAGGAGCAUCAACGAGAUUCAGAUGAAAUUUGCAUGACUUGUUGUUCAUCUGGAAUUUUAAAUUUUGAUUUAUUGGAAUUUUCCUCUGAUCAACAGAGUGACGAAGAAAUUGUGUUUCAAAAAACAAUCAAAAGUUUUCUAAAAUCACAUAAUUUUCAAUAUGGAUUUUAUGGAAGCUCUUUUGGAUUGCUCACAUGUAUCAUGUAUAUAUUGUUCAAAGAAGAUUGUGAAAAUUAUUCUUUAUUCAAGUUAAACUAUUUGCUGCAGAAUGUAGUACCCCAGUGGAUGGACGAAUUCUUUGAUCGACAACAAAUUCCUGUUCAAGCUCUCUCUUUGAAGAUCUUACUGUCCAUAAUGAAAACCAAGUGGUGUGGAAACAAAUUAUUAAGGCUCUCCUCUCAUCAUGUGAAUGUUAUGAGCGCUCUUUCUGUUCGAAUUUUCUCUCAUGUGUUUUUACCGAAAUUUGGAUCCUCUCAAUCGAUUAUAGGAAGAAAAAACGAUGUCAAUUAUGUACAGUUAUAUGGAGAAGGAAUAACGUAUGAAGAUAGUGUGUUGAAAAAAGGAUUGAUUAUGAACAUUCCGUUUCCAGAAAUUGUAAAAUCUGUCACAAAAUCAAAAAACAUCCAGAAUAAGAAAAUUAUUGUAUUUAAGGAAUCCAUCCUUCUGACUCCACCCAAGAGUGAAGAAGCAUACACCGAGAGCAACCUUGGAGCCAUGAUUAAGCUGAGGUCAUCAGGAGAAGAAAAUACGCUUGAUCUUGUUAAAGAGAGAAUCAAAGAGUGGAAACAAAGUGGCAUUGAAAUAGUUGCAUGCCAAAAAUUAAUUGACAAGCCCAUUCAACUCCUCAUGCUAAAGCAUGACAUAAUACCCAUUGAGAGAAUUUCACAAUUUUACAUUGAUGAUGUCAUUCGACUGACAGGUGCUUCUCCAAUUUCCUCCAUUGUUUUUCCAAUUCAAAAAUCAGAUAUUGGACAAAUCACUUCAAUAUCAGAAAUUCAAGUAAUGGGACGAAGUUGUAUUUAUUUCACAAACGAGACAGCAGAAUCCGAAGUGUAUUCUGUAUUACUCUGCUCUCCAUCACAUUCUCAAUCCCUUGAGCUAGAACACGUCAUGAAAAGCGCACAAACAGGUCUCAAACUGCUUGUUUCACAGCCUUUCGUAGUUGCUGGCUCUGGUGUGACUGAAUUUUUAUUAGCUCAAUAUUUUACGGAGCAGUCAAGAUUGGAUAAAUCAAGAAUUUUUUCAAUACUCUCACUGCAAAAAGAAAUGGAACUAAUCACAAGAAGCUUGAACAUGCUGAGCAAAACCAUUGCUCAAAAAGAAUCAUCAAACAUGAUUUUAGAGGAAUACGUCUUGUGUAUGAAACAGAAGAAUUGUGACCUAUCGAGCUCUCUGACUCCUUCCAAACAUGGUCUCGUUGUCACACCCACCUAUUCUUGCUUUUCAUUGAAUUCUCAAGUUACCGAAUCAGAAGCGAAGGAAGUGUUGAGAUAUUCUGUAGAAUUUGAUCGAACAACACAAACGAUGGAAUUCAAUAUUGAUUCACCAAACGAGAACGAAGAGAGAAACAUGAUUUUGGACAUUUCAUUCGCAAAGAAACAAGCGAUUGCCUCUGCGUUUCAAUGUUUUCACACCCUCAUGCAAUCAACACAGACCACUAGACAGUAA